AUGCGGUUCAUCGCCCCCGUUGCCCUCCUGACUCUGCUGCAAGGCAUCAACGCAUCUCCAGUUGAUGUCAAGCUCAACAGCCCUGGCCUGCAAGUCACCCUCUCCCAGGUGGACAACACCCGCAUCAAGGCUGUUGUGCAGAACACUGGCAGCGAGGAGGUUACCUUUGUGCACCUGAACUUCUUCCAGGACGCUUCGCCCGUCAAGAAGGUGUCUCUGUUCCGCAAUGAAAACGAGGUCGAAUUCCAGGGCGUCAAGUACCGCAUCAAGACCACCGACCUGUCCGAGGAUGCCCUAACCUCGCUCGCCCCCGGUGCUACCAUCGAGGACGUCUUCGACAUCGCCUCGACCAGCGAUCUAUCCGAGGGCGGCUCCAUCACCCUCCGCUCGCAGGGCUCCGUCCCCAUCGUCAAGGACAAGAAUGUGUCCGGCGCACUCCCCUUCUCUUCCAACGAGCUCACUAUCGACGUCGACGGCGCCAAAGCCGCCGAGGUCACCAACAUCGGCAAGACGCUCGCCCGCCGCACCCAAAUCAGCGGCUGCUCAGGGUCCCGCGGCACAGCCCUGCAAACCGCCCUGCGCAACACCGUCUCGCUCGCCAAUGCCGCCGCAUCGGCCGCUCGCAGCGGUGGCUCCCGCUUCACGACCUUCUUCAAGACCGACAGCACCAGCACCCGCAACAGCGUGGCCGCCCGCUUCAGCGCCAUCGCCUCCGAGGCAAGCUCGACCACCUCCGGCGCAACCCAAUACCUCUGCACCGACACCUACGGAUACUGCAGCUCCAACGUCCUCGCCUGGACCCUGCCCGCUUACGACAUCAUCGCCAACUGCGAUCUGUACUACAGCGCCCUCCCUGCGCUGACUUCGACCUGCUACGACCAGGACCAGGCCACCACCACCCUGCAUGAGUUCACCCACGCCCCGGGCGUCUACAGCCCCGGUACUGAGGACUACGCCUAUGGCUACUCGGCUUCUGUUGCGCUGAGUGCAUCCCAGGCGCUGAACAAUGCUGACUCGUAUGCGCUGUUUGCUAACUCUGUAAACCUUGGCUGUUAG
Molecule: messenger RNA, 1056 nt
Organism: Aspergillus puulaauensis
Lineage: Eukaryota; Fungi; Ascomycota; Eurotiomycetes; Eurotiales; Aspergillaceae
Exons: 3
Coding region: 1-1056 (351 amino acids)
Biological process (GO): proteolysis
Molecular function (GO): metalloendopeptidase activity
Source: RefSeq, a predicted model, not a curated record